UUAAAAAAUUUUAAAUAUUACAUGUUUAAAACUGAUUUCAUUUCAUUAGUAAGUGUUUCAAAAGACUGAUUUAUGUAAAAAAUCAUAUGUAGUUUAAUUAAAAAGGAAAAAAUAUUAAUGCUCCUUUUCCAGAAACAGGUAUCACCAACCAAUAGCCCUCGAAGAGGAAGACGACGUUCCAGAGACAUACCACCAUCACCAAGCGUCCUAAAGCGUCGGCGUCUCGCGGCAAAUGCUCGUGAAAGACGUCGUAUGAAUGGAUUAAACGAUGCUUUUGAUAAAUUACGCGAAGUUGUACCAAGUCUUGGAGCAGAUCACAAAUUGAGUAAAUUCGAAACUCUUCAAAUGGCACAAACAUACAUCGCGGCUUUGUGUGAUCUUCUACAGAGACACGACGAGAAGUGGCAAUAAAUGCUUGUGUGAGAUUAUUACAAAAAUGUUAAUUAAAUGAUAUUAGAAGGUGGUAUUUAUGUAGAUAAGAAAUUUAAUAUUUUACAUUUUAUACUAUUUCCCUUUUGUUUAAAAACUGAUACAUACUGUCAAGAAAGAGCCGGUCAUCAUCAUCUGAAAGUUGAUAAUACUUCAAAUGCAAUUGUUACUAAUAAUAUAUUAAGUAGUGUAUCUCGAAGUAUAAAUAUAAGAGCGCAAAAAAAAUUUAUUAUUAUAACUCAAUUGUUCAACUAUGUGUUUAUUUUAAUUAAUUUUCAGUGAGUUUUGUGUGUGCUAAUGAAAAUUAACUUGCUUGUAAUUUAUACUUAUUUUUUAUUUAAAAAUCGUAUAUAGGUAA
This is a messenger RNA of Osmia bicornis bicornis, 787 nucleotides long. Its product is annotated as basic helix-loop-helix transcription factor amos-like. NCBI's taxonomy places the organism in Eukaryota, Metazoa, Arthropoda, Insecta, Hymenoptera, Megachilidae. Bases 118 to 411 code for a protein of 97 amino acids. The record is from RefSeq and is a predicted model, not a curated record. Gene Ontology annotation, molecular function: protein dimerization activity. The transcript has a single exon.